Nothobranchius furzeri (turquoise killifish) is the source of this 14504-nucleotide messenger RNA. RefSeq names its product lysyl oxidase-like 2b (gene loxl2b). Gene Ontology annotation, biological process: collagen fibril organization; sprouting angiogenesis; peptidyl-lysine oxidation. Lineage: Eukaryota; Metazoa; Chordata; Actinopteri; Cyprinodontiformes; Nothobranchiidae. The record is from RefSeq and is a predicted model, not a curated record. Gene Ontology annotation, cellular component: membrane. Gene Ontology annotation, molecular function: protein-lysine 6-oxidase activity; copper ion binding.
UUUGGACUUAUUUGAUUAUUAUUUAAUAGAGAAAAGAGUUCUUGGUCGACUUUCUUCUCUUGAGCUGUAGGGGGAGGCAAAUAGCUAGUUAAAACAGUUUAGAUGCAGGGGCAUCAAAGGCCUUGAGCAAUAUCUCAAGGAGAUAAGUUCUUCCUGAGGAGAAAGGAAAACAGUUCCUUCAUGAUGCUACAUUAGUCCUCCACAACAACUCGGUCCAGACCAGGAAGCAGAGUCGUAGUUUAACACACCCCUCUGCAGCUUCUGUACUGUUACCCACCCACUGCCCCAUAGAGACAGUGUCCUGCCCACGGCCAAAUCACACAGAUUAAAUAUCAGGCUUAAUAAAGUAAAUCAUGGAAAUCUCAUAAAUAUUAGAACAAAUUCAACUGAGCAGAAAACUAGAAAAAUUAAAUGUGGGUUGUUGAACAUUUUCUCUAAGACUUUGUUAGUUAAUGAGUUGAUUUGUGAUAAUCAGAUUUCUUUGCUCUCUCUCACAGAAUCCUGGCUGCAGCAAGAGGACUAUGUUAGCUUAAACGAGUCGACUCCUUUUAAUUAUUUAAAUCAUAUUGCUCGAAGUACAGGGAGAGGAGGAGGAGUAGCAACCAUUUUUCAUUCAGACCUAUUAAUCAAUCCCUCACUAAUUAAUAGUUACAAUUUUUUUGAACAUCUUAUUCUUAGUUUUCCUAAUCCAGAUUGCAAAACUGUGAAACCACUCCUGUUUGUAGUUUUGUAUCGUCCACCAGGAGCCUCGUUUAUCAAGCUUGCUUACGCACAAAACAGGGUCAGAAAACUGCGUAAGCAACUUUCCAUGCAAACUUUGGGAUUUAUGAAAGAAAACUUAGUGGAAAAAUAAGCGCAACUUUAAGUUGACAGCAAGUUCACACCUUCCAUUAGAGCAAGCCUCUGAUUGGUGGGUGGAAUUAGCCCACAAGGGCUUAAGGCAAGGAUGUGUGGAAUCAACCGGGCCAGGCUGGGGCCGACUGGGGCUACCCGGCACGGGCCGACCCGGUACAGAUGGGAAUGGCCCAUAAGCAAGCAUGCAGCGUAAGUGGAGAGGAAAACUCCCUUUUAACAGGAAGAAACCUCCAGAGAAUCCUGGCUCAGUAUAAGCAGCCAUUCACCAUGACUCACUGGGGAUGGAGAAGAAAGAGCUGGCACACACUUACACACACACACACACACACACACACACACACACACACACACACACACACACACACACACACACACACACACACACACACACACACACACACACACACACACACACAAACAUACACUCACACACACAUACAGUGAGCUGGGGACAAAGAGGCUGGAGCUGACUUGGGAGGAAUGAUUAAAAAUGGUAACAACAUAAGACACUUAUCUGAGACGCAGAUAAAAGACACAUGAGGGCGCUAUGAGAUGCAGAAGGGAUUCCAGAGAGGGAUGGAGAAACAUCAGGAGACAAAUGAAGGAAGACACAGAUGCAGACACAGACCAUGACAGUAAUCUACCUAACUGAUUAGGUUCAUCAGUGUUAAUGGAUAGAUAUAACUGAGUGUCGUCAGCAUAACAGUGGAAGUUUAUCCCAUGCUGUCCAUCACAUUCACCAAUUGGAAGCAAAUGUAUAGUAAAAAGAAUUGGUUCAGGCACUGAACCCUGUGGUACUCCACAAGUAACCCUGGAGUAUGAAGAAGAUUUGUCAUGUACGUUUACAAAAUGAAAUGUUUCAGGCAGGUAGGAUUUAAACCAGCCUAGUGCUGUUCCUUUGAUCCCUACAACAUGUUCAAGUCUUUCUAAAAGAACAUUGUGAUCAACUGUGUCAAAGGCAGCACUGAGAUCUAACAAGACUAGAACAGACACAAGAUUCUUAUCCGAGGCCAUGAGAAUAUCAUUUGUAACUCUCACUAAUGCAGUUUCAGUGCUGUGAUACUCUCUAAAACCAGACUGAAAUUCCUCAAACAGAGCAUUAGUGUUUAAAUGGUGACAUACUUGGAUGGCCACUAUUUUCUCCAGGACUUUGGAUAAAAAUGGAAGGUUAGAUAUUGAUCUAUAAGUCAUUGGGUCAUCUGGAUCCAGAGAAGGUUUCAAAAAGGUUUGAUUACAGCAACCUUAAAAUCCUGUGGUACAUAUCCAUUUACUAAGGAUAGAUUGAUUAUUUCUAGAAUGGAGGCAGUAGCCACAGGAAAUGCAUCUUUAAAUAAUUUGGUUGGGAUUGGAUCCAAAAUGCAAGUUGAAGGUUUAGAUGAAGCUAAUAUUUUUGAUAACUCUGAAAGCUCAACUGGAUCAAAACGGUUCAAACACAGAUGAGGUUCUACAGUCACCUCUGAUGCUGCCUCAUUUACUGAGGAAGAAGAAAUCGCAUUAGGGAGGAUGCUAAUGAUUUUGUGUCUAAUAGAAUUAAUUUUACUCGUGAAAAAUCCCAUAAAGUCGUUGCUGCUCAGGGCUUAGGGAAUAGAUGGCUCCGCUAUGAUUCUGUGUAAGUUAGGCAACUGUACUGAAAAGAAAUUUAGGAUUAUUCUUAUUCUCCUCAAAUAGCAAGAAGUGAAAUAAAAAUAAAUGCGGGCUGAAAGUUUGGCUUUGGUGAACAGAAUCAGCUGAGAUGGCAAACUGGAGCAAUGCAGUGCUCCUAGAGCUUUUCUCCAUUAGAGCUGGAAGUCAGACCACCAGAGAGUGCCUGGGGACUGUGGAGGACAGACUGGUCAAAACAACCUAAUAAGCGUGGCUUUGAUCACAAUAAAAAGCACAUUAUUUCCAAGAUCAACGGACAUUCACAGCAGCACAGAGACCACCCCAUACCCCCUUUAUACCACCAUUGUUUAAUCUUUUGUCAAAAGGACACGAUUGUGCCACAUAACCGCCAUGGUCUGACCAAUAAUAAAUGAACUAAGGCAUCCUUAAGUGAUUCAAUCAUUGUGCUCAUUCUUAACAGACCAGCCUCAGUAACAUAAUGAUGAAUAACUGGAUUGAUUUUGGUAGACAGUGGCCUCCAGUAACUGAUGAAGGUAAAUCAAAUUAAUACCAACAAGCAGGUGACCAGUUCAGGUUGACGUGGAUCAGAGGGAAUGUGCGUUCAGCCUAAACAGGUGAAAUGUUUCUAAUUUAAGUGAAAUCGCUUAAUUGCAUUGUUUAAAUAUUAGUGGGUCACUGGUCUGCUUGUUUGAAAUAAAUAUUAAAAAUUAAUUCAAAUGUAAUUGUAUUGAAUGUUUAUUUGUUUUAAAACUGAAAGUGGCUAGGGAAAGUGGAUCAGCUCAGAAUACACCCAAAUACUGCAGUAAUUCAUUCCAUGUCCUACUCAAAUUCAUAAAAGAAAGAAAGGCAGUUAUGCUCAGAAAAAAACAAACAUUUUAUUUCAACUAAAUAUCAAAAUGUUGGGCAACACAGGGAAACAAAGCAGGGGCUUCAUUUUACCGCUAUGACUGUAUUCAGUACGGCCCAUUGUGUUUUACACUCGACCAAACAUCAUAUACUGCAUUAAACAGUUUUCUGCUGUACGUAGAAGAGCCGAUGACUACAUAUGUCCUCCCAGCCUUUCUAGACAUGGUCACUUAAGAAACAACUUCCACUUGUUGCUUCUUUUUGUCAAAGCCCACUUCUUCCACAGUGCCUAUGGUUACCUUACUGGAAUCGGCCGCUGCAAUAAUGGCAGCAGCCUGACUUCAUUUAGUUUCGCCAAAUCAGUCUACUGUAUUUGCCACUUCUGAUUUGUAGUAAAUUUGAUGGGUUUUCACAAGCUAACAAAACUCAAUGUACAUAAUAGACAUAGUCCAAACAAACAAAGUACAUCAUAUGUGUGAUUGAAGGCGUAAGGCAAAGAGGAUUAGAAAACAUCUUCUAUAGGUUGAACCGUUGACAGAAAUGUAUUUACUCCCCCUGUGUCCUGUCUGGCUGUGAAGCAAACAGAAUUCAUGUCUGAAUGCUGGUGACAAGCCUUACAGAUUUACUCUCAGGUGGAGCAUCAAAGCGUCUGCUUUUAAGGUCACGCCUGAUACUUAAAACUUUAUUAUUAUUGUUUUUGAAUGCUUUAUAAUUCCGGCCAGACACAGAGAUAGAGGUGAAAGAGAAAGGAAGAGGUGGGUUCACAAAAGAAAACAAUCAAUGAUGAACAAGCGUCUGCUUCUAGGCCUGCAGAAAGAGACAAACAACACACAACAAUACAACAGGAGCAAGCUAUCACUGCGUCAACCUGAUGAGAAAAUCAACAUUGUUUUACUGAACAAUAACACAAUAAUAAAUCCCAGUGCAUUUAGUGCCAACCACAGCCUUAAGACAUAUCUUGAAAAUGCCCAAGUCUAUACUUAUGAGAGCACCACGUGAGCACCUGUGUGUACAUACGCGCUUGUAUAUGUAAGGUUUCUCUAUAGGAGCGUCCAAUAGAGAGCGGGAGGGGCCACAUAUCUCCCCCCAAAGAUCUGUAGGAGAUGGAGGGAGCUCCAAGUCCAAGAGAUCCAGGAGCUGUCCCAGCGACCAGCCCCGCCGGGGACCCAACAAAGCCUAGGUACUCAGAUCCCACCGGGAUCAAUCAGACAGACGCCAAAAAUCUUAAACCCCCUGACCCGGGAGCCGCGAACACUCAGGCAGACCACGGAACCACACUCCACACCAAGUGUGGCAGGGGGAGGGUAGGUGAAGAUGUGUAGUAGCACAAGAAGUUCCAGGAGAGGGGAGGAGUCCAAGACCCCACCUGACAUAUAGGGAGCCUAAGUCUCCUCCCUUUCCGGUCAGCUCAUGGGUCCCCGGAAGAACGAAAAAAAUAAUACAAGUCAACGGGGCUAAAAACACUAUUUUCUAAUCCGCUUUGCCUUAGACUCUGGGUCACACAUAUGUUGCACUGCAAUUUAAAUGAACAGUAAUAAUGGGGGGUUCGACCACGCCAGUCAUGUACUUAGAGAUUUAUCAGCUUGUAAAAGUUCAUAAUUAGCAUGAUUACAAAUCAGACAUCGGUACGUCUCAUAUGUGACGUCACUACAUAAGCUCCUCUCCCCUAGCAUAGCUUCUACUUACCACAUGACCAGAUUUACUGUGGUUCUUUCCUCCUGUGGGAAGUUUGCUGAACUUACAACCAUUACCCCUCAGUUUUCUCCGUGUUUGGUUUGAAGACAUGACUCUUGUGAAGUGCAUUUGUAGUCCUGGUCUUAUUUACACACAAAACCUAAAAUCCCCAUUUGAAAAUAAGCGCGUUCUUGGUAUCAAAAUUCAUCUUUAAAAUUCAUGGACACUGGGACGUAAUUUUGGGGGGGGACGGGUGGGACAUGUCCCCCCCACUUUUUCAAAAGGCAGUUUUGGUCCCCUGCACUUUUUUCCGUCCAAAAACAAUGUUACGCUCCAUUAAAUGGAUUUGGUUGAGCACUAGGACCGAAACGGAAACCGCUUUACUAUUAGACCCGCCCAAAAGCUAAUCUAUUGGCUCUGCUGAUACUUGCUAACGUAUUAUUGGCUGUUGCUGCUGUCACUCAAGUUGUAAACAGUCAGAACGUGCUCACGUUGUUUUGCUAGUUUGGAGCCGCUAGGGAACACCGGUACUGAGUCACAUCGUCAACUAGACGCUGUGUAAUAUCAGAGCUCAGCUCAGCUUCCAUUAUAUAACAUUUGAAUAAGUGUUCAUUUGUGAUUCUUUGGUAGUUAUGCACAGCCAGGAGGCAGCAUGUCAAGAAACGAAAGUGGAUAUAAGAGACUUCUUUCAAAGUCAAAACGUGACCGACAGAGAUGCAGGAGGAGAGACCGGUGAAGGUACAGCAGGAGAGGCUGUAGGAGAUGGAGGACGAGAGCCUGGAGGAGAUGGAGCAGAGGCUGGAGGCUCACAGGGACCCAUGAGCCAGCAGGAAGGGGAGGAGACUAGAGCUCCCUGUACAACAGUCUGUCUGCUUCAGUGUGUGUCAGGGGGAGGGGUCAUGGUCUGGAUCUGUGAAGUGCUCUUCUCUCUGGGCUGGAGCAGUGAAAGUUUAGAAAGCAGCAGGGAACGCAGCUGGCACCUCACUCCUGUUAACUCCAGCUUUAGCUUCAGAGGAACGAGCACAGGUCCAGUCAUGAUGCCAGCUAAUCAGAAGCUCUGCUGCCACACUGCCACCCUGUUCUUGGUGUUAAAGCUGGUCUGUGCCCAGUUUGAGGAUCUUGGCUACCUGCUGGGCUACCCUGAUCCAGAACAGGACCAGUACACGAGCCUAGCGCUCUCGCUGGACACGCCCAGGAUUCAUCUCAGAUUGGCCGGAGAUAAAAGGAAACACAACGAGGGCCGUGUGGAGGUCUACUACAAUGGCACAUGGGGCACGGUCUGUGAUGAUGACUUUAACAUCCAUGCUGCUCAGGUAAUCUGCAGGGAACUGGGCUACCUGGAGGCCGUUUCAUGGGUCGCAUCCUCCAAAUAUGGAAAAGGAGAAGGGCCCAUCUGGUUUGACAAUCUUCACUGCACCGGUAAAGAAAAGACUCUGGCAUUGUGUCCGUCCAAUGGGAUCGGGGUAUCUGACUGCAAACACACUGAAGAUGUUGGAGUCAUAUGCAGCGACAGAAGAAUACCUGGAUUCAAAUUUGUAAACACCCUACCUAACCAUGUGACGAACCUUGACGUUCAUGUGGAGGAUGUGCGCAUACGAGCCAUCCUGUCGUCAUACCGUAAGCAGAUCCCGGUGACGGAGGGCUACGUUGAGGUGAAAGAUGGUGGCAAAUGGAAGCAGAUCUGUAACACAGAGUGGACUCAGUUUAACAGCAGAGUCAUCUGUGGCAUGUUUGGCUUCCCCGGGGAGAAGAAACACAAUGCCAGAGUCUACAAAUUGUUUGCUCAGAGGAGAAAACCAACUUUCUGGGACUUUUCUGUCAACUGCACUGGCACUGAGGCCCAUUUGUCCAGCUGUAAACUGGGUCCGACUCCUCCGACAAAGUCCAAUGAGUCAUGCUCUGGGGGGCUGCCCGUGGUGGUGAGCUGCGUUCCUGGUAAAGCAUUCACCACAUCACCCAUGACAGGAUUCCGCAAGAGCAUCAGACAAGAGCAAGCUCUGGUUCGCCUCCGAGGUGGUGCCAUCACUGGCGAGGGCCGUGUGGAGGUGCUGAAAAAUGGAGAGUGGGGUACCAUUUGUGAUGACAAGUGGAAUCUGUUUUCAGCCACUGUGGUGUGUCGAGAGCUGGGUUUUGGUACAGCCAAGGAGGCUCUGUCUGGAGGUCAACUGGGACAAGGUAUGGGGCCCGUUCAUAUGAAUGAAGUGAAUUGCUCAGGAUUUGAGAAGUCCAUCACUGACUGCUCCUUCAACAAGGAGGCUCUGGGUUGCAGCCACGAGGAGGAUGCCGCUGUCAGAUGUAACGUUCCAUCUAUGGGCUACAAAGAAAGGGUACGUCUGAGGGGAGGUCGUAACCCCUAUGAAGGCCGUCUGGAGGUGUUGGUGGAGAGAAAUGGCUCCUUGGUGUGGGGCACGGUGUGUAGCGAGAGCUGGGGAACAAUGGAAGCCAUGGUAGUCUGCAGGCAGCUGGGCCUGGGCUUCGCCAGCAUUGCAUUCCAGGAGAGGAGUUAUUGGCCGGGUGAGGUCAGGGCAGAUGAUGUGCUGAUGAGUGGUGUUCGCUGCUCUGGAACCGAAAUGUCUCUGUCCCACUGCCAGCAUCAUGGAGUCCACAUCAGCUGCUCCAGAGGUGGGCGGCAAUAUCCUGCUGGAGUCUCCUGUUCUGAGACUGCCCCUGACCUAGUGUUGAACCCCCAAGUGGUGGAGCAGACCACCUACAUGGAGGAUCGGCCCAUGUUCAUGCUUCAGUGUGCAUUCGAGGAGAACUGUCUGUCCUCCACCUCCAGCCAGGUGCCAGCCAACACGUUCCGUCGCUUGCUGCGCUUCUCCUCCCAGAUCCACAACAAUGGCCACUCCGACUUCCGGCCCAAAGCUGCCCGGCACCAGUGGGUGUGGCAUGAGUGUCACAGGCAUUAUCACAGCAUGGAUGUGUUCACCACCUACGACCUGAUAAGUCUAAAUGGAACUAAGGUGGCAGAGGGACACAAAGCGAGCUUCUGCCUGGAGGAUUCAGAGUGUGAUGAAGGCAUUGAAAAGCGAUAUGAAUGUGCUAACUUUGGCGAGCAGGGCAUCACUGUGGGCUGUUGGGAUACCUACAGGCACGACAUCGACUGCCAGUGGGUGGACAUCACUGAGGUGAAACCUGGGGACUACAUUUUCCAGAUUAUCAUUAAUCCAAACUAUGAAGUGCCAGAGUCAGAUUACACCAACAACAUCACAAAAUGCAGGUGUCGGUAUGAUGGCCAUCGUGUGUGGAUGUACAAUUGUCAUAACGGAGGCUCAUUGAGUUCUGAGACAGAGGAGAUGUUCCCAGGACUCCUCAACAACCAAGUGGCCCACAGGUGAAGAGGGAGUAAGAAAGGAAGGCAUCCCACCUGUGGAGGACCCUUCUCCUUCCCAGCCCAGAACAAGUCAUCUUUCCUCCUCCUCUUCCCCUCACAAAGAAAAAGUCUCCUGUCCAAACGGAGGCAGAAUGAGUCCUACCAACCCCCCAGCCUUCCCUACAGUCACACUCUCUUUUUAAUGUGUUUAAUUUCUCCCAGUAAGAGACAUGCACUUAGUCGGUGUUAAGUAACAUCAUUAACCAUUCAUAGGAAAUGCAGCUUUCUAAAGAAAGUGUUUUCUUUCUUCAAGGCCAAAUGACCAGAAGAAUCAGACGAAUGCCUGAUAGCACUAGAAACCUGCACAGAGAAAUCUAGUUUCAUCAUUCUUUCAUCAGGUUUAUAAUAAUCAUGUCAGGUGUUAGAGAUCGGUCACACUGCAGCCUGAGCCCGGCAGGAAUCAUUGGAGCAUCCUCUCAUCUAUUGUAGGGUUAGAACGUUUAACCUCCCAUCCUCUUGGUUUUGCUACCAGAUGGAGGUUUAAAGUAGGGGUUGUAUGAACUAGUUGACUAGUCGACUUCACGGCUCUGUAGUGACUUUUUAUGCCUGUCAUCGACUAGUCGCUGUCACGUGAUAAUGACCGACAAGAUGCAGUCCUCGGAAAAGACAGCGGGUGACAAGCUCCUGCUCGUCGGGAGGCAACUCGCUGUGCCAGAGCGUCGGUACCGUCACCCGCCGUAAAACGGACAUUCAACCAAAUUGUGACCUUUACCCUCUUGCAAUUUAACAUUCCCCUCAUCCCCGUUCUAACCUUAACCAGCUGCGCAUGCAAAGCUCUGAUUGUUGACGCGCUCCAGACAUCUGCGUCCUGAGCACGGCCACAGUAACAUUAUCAAAUCAGGUGUCGCCACCUCAAAAACAAAUUUAACACGCGAUCGUUCAUGUCGGCUCAUUUCCUUUAAUGUUUUCUGUCUUUUAUUUGUGCGUGAUGCUCCCCGCUGCUGUGGAUCGGGGCGCAUCACCUGUUUUGUCCUCCAAUAACUUCACCUCACUGAUGUGGCCGGCGAGCAGCGAGCACUCCGCUGUUUUUGCGGUCGGUAGAUCUUUUAGAACUGCAGUUCAAAGGUAACUCAUGAGGUGAAUAUAUAUGAACCCAGGUAGCAGUUUCUCUUUAGGACUGAGAGGAGAUGCAGGAAGAUAAUAAACAGACAGGACAGAAAAAUAGUCAAAUAAAAACAAGUUAGUUUUUGUACCUGCUGGUUGCAACAAACAGACACCAUUGAAGGUAAUCAGAAGUGAGGAACAGAAAAUGAAAUAAUUAUUUUAAUGUUUAGAGCAGCAGGAACUCCGAGAGGCUGCAGGCGCACCAGUGAGUUUGCGGCCGCUGCGCAGGGGGAGGGGGGAGAGGGCUGAAGCAGGAACUACCGUUGUUAAAAGAAAUGUGUCUAACUUUGAAAAUGUGGGCGCAAUUUUAAUUGUCAAAAACUCCAGCAACCCACGCCCCUUCAGGUGUAUGACAUCAUCAACGACGAAAGUCGACACGAUUUUCAUUACUUGACUGUCGACUUUAAAAAAAAUGAAGCCGUGCAGCCCCUAGUUUAAAGUCCCUACUUCCUGCUGUUAGUAUGGACUGAAUCACCUUACAGGGUUGUUUUAAUCAGGCCAGGGCUGCUGCUGGUCAAAUUAGUAUUCACUGAAAAGGCUCCUGUUAAUUCACAGAGGACCACCCCCCCAAUCAUCUUGUAUUUUUCACUCAGAAACUUGACAGGAUGUCCGGACAGACCCGUGAAUCUUUCAUCACUUUUUUUCAGUGACAUCAAAAGCAGAAAGACCUAAUGCAACAAAACCAUUCAGGCUGCAGAUAUGUAUGUAUGAAAAUCAGGACCACAUAUGAAAGUGACCUGGAUCUUAUUUGAAAUAAACCAGAUAAGUGCUGUCAGAUCAGAAUCAGACACGGACCACAUGUGUGAACACAGUUGGAUUUGAUGUGCUUUUGACUGCAGUGUGAACGUAGCCUCAGCUCCACUCAGUCACCAACAGAUUGUCUAGGGCAGUGGCCGUUCCAGUGGAGAGUGGCUAGACCAGGGUUGGGCAGUCCUAGUCCCCGAGGGCUGUUGUCCUACAUGGUUUAGUUUUUCCCGUUUCACACCUGAUUUCAAUCAGAAGGCUGAUUCUGCACCUAGACCUAAAUUAGCAUCUGUAGCAGAGACCCAGCUAGCCUCAUUAGAGACAUGGACUUUGGUUAACUGCAGUGGAGUGAUGUCUUGCAGAAGGUCUUUCUUUAGAAACCGUCUCAUUAAACUUAGACUCAAUAGUACUUUACGGCAUACUUUACAACAGCAUAAUAUAACAACCCCAAAACUUUUUACAAAGUUUUUUCUUUUAUCAGUUCACUCAAAUCUUUGGCGAAGAAAGGAAAGGCUGGCUCGUUACUUCUUUAGAAAAGGGUCAAAGGUCCUUGAGAUUAAAAGGAAGAACUGAAGUUUGGCAGCAAUGAAAGGAUCACCUUUGACAUUUGAACUAAGCACAACAACAUGGGUGUAUAGUAAACAAACCUUAAUAAUCACUGGCCAAAUUUGAAGGGCCCUUUCUGCCACCGGGCAAUUUUCCACCCAUCUGUGGUUGCAGAAAGCAGGCAGACCCUGUGAAUGCAGUCAAAUCUUCCCUCCUAGCUGGCACAUUGUAGAAAUGCGGGGCUCGAAGCAACUUGUCCAGCUGCCACCUCGUAAAGCCUGCCUUCACAGCAUUAUGGACAGUGUGAUGGCCACAGCUUCAUAUAGUUCCUCAUGCUCCUGCUGCAAAACAUCUCCCAACUUGAAGUUGACAUUAGGGCCAUCCAUGCCGAAGGUGUCUGCUGUUCAGUUUUCAACACAUUUCUGUGAAAAGAAAGUAUUUAUGAAAACCUUAAAGAGCAAGUCACCCCCAAAUCACAUUUUUUUUGCUGAUAAACUAUAUAAAGGAGCAUCUAAUCAUGCUGCAGACACGUGUAGUCAAUAAUUUGGCAGUUCAGUGCAUCUUGGUUAAUCAAAUAUUCUGCCUAAAACUGUCAGUGUUGCGCCAUUGUCAGGGAAAAAUUCUGCACUGUAUUUGAAUUUAAAUCUGCCACCGCUAUUGGCUAAGAGGUAUGCUAUGAUGUCAUCUGGUAUAUUAUGAUGUCAUAAUGCCAUUGUGAGCCUGUGUGUGUGUGUAUUUGUUAGCGGCUCCGCCCUCUUGGUCUGCCAAGCAACAGCAUUUGUUGCAUUUUUCAAACAUGAAGUGGGAGUGAAGUAAGUUUCUUGUAGGGGGUGACUUGCUCUUUAAGAACUCUCAAUUAGCCCACAAUGGUUAAAAUGGUCCAGAUUAACUUAAUUAAUUUAAUUUGUCUCCAUGGAGGUUAACAGGCUGUGGUGGAACGACUCAUAGGGUUAAGAGGAGUGUCUUCAACUUUUUAUUGUGUAUAUCUUACAAAAUGUUCAUUUUAUAAUUCAUCAUUUUUAAUUGACUGCUUACUUACUUUAAUGUUGUUGAGUAGAUCAUUGGCUUUUCUGUGUCCCUGAACUACCCAAAUAUCUGGCUUGGACACAGUCAUCUUGCCAAAAGCGUACAUGGACAUCGAACUGCUUCUUUUUCGUUGUCUGGUUCAAAGACUCGUCGAACAUCAAAACAAAGCGUUGGCUGUCCAGAAGCUGCUGCUUAAAGCCGGGUGCUAAUCCAAACCUCAGAAUGUGUGCUGUUUCAUCCCUUCCACAAGUGAAAGUUCUUACAAGGGUUGAAUCCGGAAACAUCACUUGGGAAGUUUUAUUUAUUCCCUCAUGAGAGUUCAGAGAGUGGUGGAUCAACCAUGGUGUGUCAACACCCAGUCACCGCAGCACGCUGCAUUGGUGUGCCCGCUAGCGCCGCUUUGAGGGUGCCGUUACUGCCAAAGUCUUUGCUGUAGAGGUCGCCACGUCGGUUAGAGGUGUAUUCACAGGUGUUGCAGGCGACAAUGUUUCUCCAGCUGUCACCGAAGCUUUGGAAAAAAAACUGGCAAUUGAUCGCUGAGGUUGGCGGCAGCUAAUGACGGCGGUUUUGUGGCUAGCUCCAUUCCUGUGGGAUUUGAUAGCGCAGAUGCCCAUCGAGGCGACAUGAAUGUUUUUUUACAAGUCAAACCGUUUGCCUCCUUUUUGUUGUUUGUCACAGGCUUCAGCCACCGUUUAAAAUCAUCCACAUCAAGCCAAGAAAAAACAAAUUCACACUUGCCCAAUUUCCUUCCAUCAUCUUCUUGAAUUGGCGAGAAGAAAAUUGGUGAUCAAAGUUAAGUGGCACGGAAGCACAAGCAAACAGCUGGCAGAGACCUAAAAAUUGGUUAAUUUUAUUACUUCAUGGCGUUUAUUUUGAAUAGGCAGGCUUUUUUUUAAAUACAUGUCAACACUAACCAAUUAAAGGCUUAACUUCAUGGAUUUAAGACUUUUUAAGGGUUUUAAUUUACCUAAAUUCAACUGAAGACUUUUUAAGACUUUUCAAGACCUGCAGAUACUCUGUAAAUGUAUCCUAGAGUCUGUCAGCGACAAUGCCACUGGUAGGUGCUAAAUGAUGAAAACUGGGCCCAGCAAGGUGACUAUACCUGUGGCAGAGCGCUCCUUCUCUGCAUGGGUAUAGAGCUCCGGACGUCACGUGACUCAGAGAGUAGACGCCAUGUUGGCAGGCAACAAAGGUAAACAAAAUGAAUGGGAUCGGCUUGGAAUUUACUCUGUCAGAGUUUACUUCACACUUCAAAACCGAAGAAAUCGUUUUACACAGUCAGAAAUUAAAUAGAUUAAACAUCUCCGACCCUUACCGUGUCCCUGGGAUACUUUUUUAAAAUGCCAGAAGCUGUCGGAGCGGACUUCUUACGGACCUGGCCGGGGAACGCCUUGGGAUUCCCCCGGAGGAGCUGGCUCAGGCGGCUGGGGAGAGGGAAGUCUGGGCCUCUCAACGCUACUGCCCCCGUAACCCAACUCCGGAUAAGCGGAUGAAAAUGGAUGGAUGGAUGGACAAAUAACAGAUUUACACGUAAGUAGUUUAAAUAGAGCGCUGUGCUGUUUGAAUGUAUAAACUGAACGCCAAGAGAAAUCAUUAGUCUGAUUUUUUUCCCGUGAAUAAAUUAAAUAUGUCAGGCAGGAGCGUCUCAGGAUCUGUCUGAGAUCUGUCUCGGUGAGACAGAUAAUAGCAAUCCAAAGUGCUUUUUAUAUGUGAUCUGACAAUUGAUCAACCAUUGCUUAAAAAUUAAAUACAGCUUAGCCGGUUAAUUGCUGUGAUCAUAAAACACGUAAACGGCAGCACGCAGAACUCACGAGGCAACGUUUUACAUGAUGUUUACUUGUUGCUAUGAGUAAUAAGACAGAAAAAGCCACGCCAAAAUAAGUUUAGGAAGCCCACUAAGAAUCGUAAUAAAAGCAUUUAAAAUAAAUACCACACACAGUUGAGGAAACGUUGGUUUAAGUACCUGAUAUGAAGCGGUCGCUGCGUAAGUGAAAACCUUUACUCUCGGGGUCCCACAGUUUCAUUUUAGCCCGGUCACUAGCGCGUUUUAUUACAAUGAUCCAACGUUUGCGGCGCUCCGGAUCUUGGGGAAUCCUGUAGAUGGCUCAUUCCUUAUGUCGUCCGCGUCUGUUCUGCAUCCUGGGGCACAACAGGAAUCUACCAUAUUUCCCGUUUGAGUUUUAUGACAAUAACAAAUAGUCCAGCUGCGGGCUUCUGCCUGCCAAUAUGGCGCCGUUUCGAUUUGAACUGUUGCAUGCCGGGAGAAGUGACGUCAACUCCCGGAGCUCUAUAGAUGGGUCUUGGUUACCAGAAAGAUCUACUACGAAAACUCAGACACAAAUGAGUAACACUCUUCAUCUGGACUCCCAAACAGGGCCAAGCCCGUGUUGCACAAGGUUACAGUUUCAGAUGUUCUUUUAAAGAAAUUUUAGAGGUUACAGCUGAUCACAUUUCAUUUGCUCGAUGUUCCAGCUUGCAAGAAUGUUUCCCACUAACCUGUCAGUUAACUGUUUUUAAAGUGAGAUGUUAUCAUUUUCCUUUUGUUUACAUUUGUUUUGUACUUUGAUGUGUGUGGACUAAGGUUUUGUGUACUGUUUGUAAUGGUGCUAUCAAACGGGCCCUCUGUUUUCUGAGGGCCCAGAACAUAUUAAACAGCCAGUUUAUGUAAACCAAAUAUAUACUUGAAAACAACGUGCUGUGUGUUAAACUAUAUUAAAGAGUGAUGAAGCAACCA